CCCUUCUCUACGCUCGCCAUUUUGCUUCAACAAACAAAAAUCAAGAUCUUCGAUCUUGACGUGUCCCGCUUAAAUUAACAAAUUCCCUGAAAAUUUGUCCAGUAAAUCGCUUAAAAACAAGUUAAAAACAAUCCAAAGACUCUCCCUAAACAGUACAAAGUGUUUCUAUUUCAAAUUUCACUCGAAAAAUUCAAUUUUCAUCCCCCAAACACCAUGAUGUCAAAACGUAGUAGAUACGUUUCGGAAAGUACAUGCACAUCCGAUGAAGAAAUGGAUUAUCCAAGAAAUAACCAGCAGGCCAGGUCAAGAAAACCUACCAGAAUACCAAAAUGCUUUACGAAAAACGCACUCAUGGCCAGAGAGAAUCGCUUGAGAAAAAAACAAUACAUUGCCAGUCUGGAACAACAAGCUUCUACAUUAAAAGAGGCAAACAAGGAUCUCAAUAAAUUGCUUAGCAAUCAAAGUUGCACCAUCGACAACCUUAAAAAGGAAGUAAAAUAUUUAAAAAAUGUCUUGGCUAAUAGUUCUAGUAUUGGCAAGUUAUUGCAGGCAAUUAACGCUGGCACUGGCAUGGCAGUAUCCACAUCAAUAAAUAAAAAACUAUCAAUCCCUAUUGCUAAAAAAAAUGUGCCAGAAAACGUAUCAAGGCACCCGUGGGAAGAAACAGCUACUUACCCCACAUAUCCUACCCCAGAAUCCACAAUGUCUAGUCCUAAUUUCCAACAGCUGGAUAAUGAAUUGCUACUAGACAUGGACAUACCAAUUGAAAUGGACAAUGAGGAAUUAUUGGAAAUUCUUAACGAGGACGUUUUGGAAUCUCCAAUAAUGGAUGAACACAAUUAUUAUAAUUCAUUUAAAGGAGAGGCAGAUGAAGAAACUGUAACUGAAGAGGAAGAAGAAGAUGAUGGAAUAUGUUUACAUGUUUCCAAAAAUAAAGUUUCAUUGGAAUUUUGCCAAUCGUGCAGUGACAAAGCUGCAAGUUAAUUAGGUUCAAAAAUUGUCUGUAUCGAACCAAUUAUUUUUGUAUUACUUCUUUUGUACUUGUGAAUUUUCUCUUUUUAGGAUGGACCCCCCUCGAAUGAGCCUCAAGGGCAAAGAGAUGAACCUACUUCACAAUUAUUUAUCCAGUCGUAUAAAAUGGAGCUGAAUUUUUGCAGAACGAAUGGGAUCUCUUUAUAAACAGUAUAGUAUAAAACUGAAAAAUGUAUCGUUCCUUAUAAAUUAUUGAAGCUUUAGUUUUGGGUGCCAAAAAUAGCGAUUUAUUCAUGAUUGAUGAAUUGUUCAUCAUGAAAAAAUAGCUCAUUGGUUUAGGCCCAGUUUCACAAUUGGUGGUAACCUGCACUGGUUGACCACUUUAUAGUCUGAAGCUUGAUCAAUCGUUUUAGCAAAACCACACAUUAUAAAACAGAUAUGUUGUAGGUUACCAGUGUCUUGUCACCGUUGGGUUACCACUGUUUGUGAAACUGGCGAUUAGUAGUUUUUUUUUUUCAGAUCAGUUUCUUUUUGGGUAUUUUGUAACACUUUACUGAUUAUACGAGUUUUUGAUUUUCAGCCAACCAACUGGAAUCUAUUUCAAGGGGCUCCAUUCCUGCUAGAAAUUGGGUAAUUUGUAGUAUUAUAAGAUUUUUUAAUGUAUAAGGGUUUAUAAUUAAGGUGUUUAAUAUUAUAUGAUAGAAAUAA
Molecule: messenger RNA, 1680 nt
Organism: Ceutorhynchus assimilis (cabbage seed weevil)
Lineage: Eukaryota; Metazoa; Arthropoda; Insecta; Coleoptera; Curculionidae
Source: the annotation of a GenBank genome assembly